Halteromyces radiatus is the source of this 720-nucleotide messenger RNA. RefSeq lists its product as uncharacterized. Bases 1 to 720 code for a protein of 239 amino acids. Gene Ontology annotation, biological process: proton motive force-driven ATP synthesis. The record is from RefSeq and is a predicted model, not a curated record. The transcript is spliced from 5 exons. Gene Ontology annotation, molecular function: proton transmembrane transporter activity. NCBI's taxonomy places the organism in Eukaryota, Fungi, Mucoromycota, Mucoromycetes, Mucorales, Cunninghamellaceae.
AUGGCUCUUCGAUUAUUGUCUAAGAAUGCUGCAGUGGCUGCUGCUUCUCGCCCUGCUUUGAUGAACACUUCUCGUAAAACUGCUGGUGUUGCUUUCACUCGCGCCUACUCUUCCACUGCCGAAACUAAGGUUGAAGAAAAGAAGGCCAGUGUUCUCGAUAGUCUUCCUGGAAACUCUGUUGCUGCCAAGGCUGCUUAUCUUACUACUGGUGCUGGUUUGGCCACCUUUUUGAUCUCCAAGGAAAUUUACAUUUUAAAUGAAGAAACUUUGGUAUUGGUUGGUUCUGUUGGUCUUUUGGGUGUUUUGCUCAAAUAUCUUCGUGAACCUUUCACUGCUAUGAGCAACGAACAUAUUAAUCGUAUCAAAACUGUGUUGAAUCAAGCUCGUGAUGAUCAUCAAUCUGCUGUUCAAGAACGUAUUGAUCAAGUUGGUCAAAUGAAGGAUCUCGUCGAUGUCACCAAGACUCUUUUCGAACUUUCUCGUGAAACUGCUCGAUUGGAAGCUGAAGCUUUUACUCUUAAACAACAAGUCGCUGUUGCCCAAGAAGUGAAGAGUACUCUUGAUUCCUGGGUUCGUCAUGAAACUAGUGUCCGUGAACGUGAACAAAAGCAAUUGGCUGCUUACUUGAUCGAAAAGAUUCAAAAGGAUUUGCAAGACCCUACUAUUCAACAACAAAUCUUGGAUCAAGCUGUUUUGGAUGUUCAAAGUAAGUGCAUAUGA